Messenger RNA from Drosophila rhopaloa, 1382 nucleotides. RefSeq names its product formylglycine-generating enzyme. NCBI's taxonomy places the organism in Eukaryota, Metazoa, Arthropoda, Insecta, Diptera, Drosophilidae. The transcript has a single exon. The record is from RefSeq and is a predicted model, not a curated record. Gene Ontology annotation, cellular component: endoplasmic reticulum. The coding region runs from base 48 to 1061 and encodes 337 amino acids.
GGGUUUUUUCCCCAAGAAGGAAAGGGGCACACCGAACAGAUAGCAAAAUGAAAACAAUUCCAUUGUUUAUCUGGAUAAUUCUGUGCCAUGACGCAUCCAGCGACUGUGGCUGCCAGAAUCCUGACCGGAAGACGACAUCCGAUAAGCCAGCGCUGCCAGAGCAAGUGUGCCACCAGCGGGAGCAUGGCGCCCACAGCCACUAUCGGGAUUAUUAUGGCGAACUGGAGACGGAACCAGAAGUCGUGGAUAUGUCGCUCAUUCCCGGAGGCACCGUCUUUGUGGGCACCGACAAUCCACACUUCCCGGCAGACCGCGAGGCUCCGGAGCGACAGGUGAAGCUGGAAGACUUCUUCCUGGACAAGUACGAAGUGUCUAACGACGCCUUCGCGGAAUUUGUGCUGGCCACCAACUACACAACGGAAGCGGAACGCUUUGGCGACAGUUUCCUGUUCAAGACCCUGCUAAGUACCUCGGAGCAGAGGGACUUCGAGGACUUCCGUGUGGCGAGCGCCGUCUGGUGGUACAAGGUGCCCGGGGUGAGCUGGCGCCACCCCAAUGGCGUGGACAGCAGCCUGGACAACCUGGGACGACACCCGGUGGUGCACGUCUCCUGGCGCGACGCCGUGGAAUACUGUUCUUGGGCUGGCAAGCGUUUGCCCAGCGAGGCAGAGUGGGAGGUGGCGUGUCGCGGCGGCAAGGAGCGAAAACUGUUCCCCUGGGGCAACAAGCUGAUGCCAAGGGACGAGCACUGGCUGAACAUCUGGCAGGGCGACUUUCCCGACGGCAACCUGGCCGACGAUGGCUUCGAGUACACGUGCCCCGUGGAUGGCUUCCGGCAGAACGUCUACGACCUGCGCAACAUGGUGGGCAACGUCUGGGAGUGGACGGCGGAUUUGUGGGACGCGAACGACGUAAGCGAAAACCCGAAUCGGGUAAAGAAGGGUGGCUCCUACUUGUGCCACAAGUCCUACUGCUACCGAUACAGGUGCGCGGCUCGCUCCCAGAACACCGAGGAUAGCUCUGCCGGCAACCUGGGCUUUCGGUGCGCCAAGAACGCAUGAGUUAUAAUGUUGGAUUAUCAUAUAUAUAUUUUGUACAUGCAAAAUAUUUCUAUUGUAACAUUUUUAAAGCAUAUAAAAGAAAAAUAUAGUAUAUUAAGUCUAUAAAAGAAAAAUAGAAGAGGUCCGAAAGACUUAUCAGCCCAAAACCGGAAAAGUUAAGAUCCGAAAAUAUAUACAUAUGGGUUAUAUCCGCCCCAAAUUGGUUAAGAUAGGUUAUUAAUAAGGCACUUGGUAAUGUUGAAUUCGUACAAGAAAAAUGUUUCGGGUCUACAUUUUUUUUUGUAUAUAAAAGAAAUAAAGAAUAACUAAAAUUAAAAAAAA